Messenger RNA from Medicago truncatula (barrel medic), 2133 nucleotides. RefSeq lists its product as uncharacterized. The transcript is spliced from 9 exons. The coding region runs from base 1 to 2133 and encodes 710 amino acids. Lineage: Eukaryota; Viridiplantae; Streptophyta; Magnoliopsida; Fabales; Fabaceae. The record is from RefSeq and is a predicted model, not a curated record.
AUGAAAAAGAAGCCGGAUCAGAAAAAACAACAAUCUGCUGGAGAAGAAUCUGAUGAAAAGAAGGUUAACAAAUCUGAUGAAGCAAGUUCUGAUAAAGAACAUGGAAAGAAAAACUUGGAUUUAGAGCAACGAUUGAGGCACAAGCUUAGCAUACCUAAGGUCUAUGACCUUAUGAAGUCAAUAGAUGGAAAAAGAAGAAAAGACCAGAUAAUUCAACUUUUGAAUGAGAGUGGGUUUGGAGGAAUGGUUCAUAUAUGCAAAUGGACAAAAAUCCACACAUUCUUUGUGGAAUGGGUUGUCAAACACUUUGAAAAGGAGAAUAUGUGGAUAAGACUGAGCAAGACGGAUGUGCUCCCAUUGAAAGAAGAAGAUGUGCACAGAGUGUAUCAUCUCCCAAUGGCGGGGGAGCAGAUCAACAUUAAACUUUGCUCAGAAGCAGCAAUAAAGAGACUUAGGGUAGAGUUAGGAUUGGAUGGUGAUUAUUCUCCAUUUGUCAAGGUGACAGAGUUAGAGAUAAGACUGAAGAAAAUGGAGAAACCAAAGGCAUGGGUAAAGGGUGCAAUUUGUCUUAUAAUUCACAACAUGUUGUGCCCCAAUAACAGCAACUUAGUUUCUCUACAUUAUGCUCAAGUAUUAGAAGAGGCUUCAUCUUAUAACUGGUGCUUCCAUGUUCUCCAAUAUAUGAAAGACGGAUUGCAAAAUCCGGAAGUGGCAAAUCCAUUAGCGGACUUCCACUUCCUAAUGGAUCAUGAUGAAGAAGAUGAUGCUAAUUAUGAUGAUACUAAUUAUUUUGCAGAUUAUUACAUGGAGAAAAUGGGGAAGAGAAGCCCAUUCCUUAUAGGAAAAUACAAGCAGCCAUCGCUUCGUGAUUGGGAUGGCAAGUCGGCAAACCAAGACCUUCAGAAGGUGCAUGAGCUUAUGGGACUGGAUAAAGGAUUGACAGUUGGGGUCAAAAGACUGCAGAGCACCGAUGAUGGUCUGCUUGUAAUGUGUUUUGAUGCAGAAACAUGUCCACUAUCUAAGGCAGAGGAGCAUCUAAAUUAUUAUAGGGGUUGCAUACGGGUCUACACUAGAACCGCAGAAACCUUGGAGAGGAGAAUAGCUGAGGCAAAUGCUUCUACUUCUGCAAAGAAUGACAUAGUUUCAGCAGAAACAAACACAUCAAAUGAACCUGAAACUGGGGAGAAUAAGACUUCAAGUACUGAAAAGUCUGCGAAAAAUGAUGCAGUUUCAGAAGAACCAAGCACAACCAAGGAAGCUGAAACUGAGGAGAAUAAGAGUUCAGGUACUCAGAAGGGGGUGGAAGUACCUGAAGCUGAAACGAAAGAUGAUGAAACUGAGGAGAAUAAGAGUUCAGGUACUCAGAAGGGGGUGGAAGUACCUGAAGCUGAAACUAAAGAUGAUGAUGCCAAAAGCAAUGAUGAAAAUGUCGAUGAUGAAGAAGUUGAGAUUGAUGCAAAGAUCAUUGAUGAUUCAGUUAAGGCAGCAUGCAAUAUGGGAAUGACAUUGACACAGGAAACUAUCUUGAAGUUUCCAGAGUUUUUUGAAGCUUCAAAUGCAGGUGCAACUCCACUAAGGUCAGUGAUGCCAGAUGAAAUAAUUAACUUGGACAAUGUGCAAACAGUCACGACAAAGAAAAGAAAGAAGCAUAAUAUGCUUUAUUCUGAUAGCACAUACCCUGAGCGUCGACGUGCAGUGAAGAAAUCGAAGUACCUUGACAGCCCGUAUGAUGACGCUGUCCACGAGUCUACUGCAACUGAGUUGCAGAAAAAUUUAUCAACAUAUGCAUGGAGCUCGAAGCUUGAUCAGGAUGAGCUUCUGUACUGCUCGAAUAACAGGGCUCAUGAUUAUUCUGUGGAAAGGAUAGACUUGUGGUCGCUUCAACAAGACGAAUGGGUGUCAUGCUUUGUGAUCAAUGUCUGGGUCAACUGCUUAAACUGGAAUCAACAAAGAGACAAGAUGACAAGACUGGUUACACCCAUGAUUAACUAUGUUGACCUUGAAAAACCUGGUGCCUUUGACAAAAAUAACCCAGCUGCAUUCACAAGAUUCAUCGAGAGACUAAGCAAGUUCAAGUACUUGGAUUGGAAAACUAUUGAUCCUAACAGUCUAGAAUACGAUGGGUUUGAAUAG